AUGGCAGACGUCGGAACUAAAUUUGGCUCAUCUAGCUCGCUAACUAUGAAGACAGAAGUCUGCGUCGCUUGUCAAAAGGUGGUCUAUCCUAUGGAUAUCUCCAAGGCUGACGACAAGGUCUUUCACAAGAGUUGUAUUCGAUGUGGUCAUUGUAACAAAGUCUUGUCUUUGGGAAACUAUGCUGCUCUGAACGGUGUCUUUUAUUGCAAACCUCACUUUAAGCAACUGUUUGCCAUGAAGGGUAACUACACUGAUGGUUUCAAGGCCAGUGAAGAGAACCGUACUGCAUCCAAUGCUGCAUUAGACAAAAAGGAAGAAGCAGUGGAAGAAGUCAUCGAGCCAGUCAAAAUCGUAGCUGAAAUCAAAGCAUCUUCAGAACCAGACAACCGUGGCUCUCAAGCCAACAAGGGAACCGUCGCAUCCCUCUCAUCUGCCUUCACCAACGAAUCAUCAGACCGUGGCUCACAAGCAACAAGGGGCACCGUCGCAGCACUCUCAUCAGGAUUCUUGAAGGAUGAAGCAAAAACCGAACAGAGCAAAACCCCACCGCCAAAACCAGCUAAAUUGUCCAAGACCUUUGGAGCUGCGUCUGAAUCAUCCCCUGAUUCACCACAAACUGCUGUCGUUGAAUCACCUGUUAAUGGAGGCAAGACAAUGGCCAAAGUUAUGCCUCAGACUGUUGAGGAGUUGCAGGCCUUGUUGCGUUUGAGGGAUGAUGAGAUCUCGAUGCUUAAACGUGAAUUGGAGUCUCAACGCGAGACUUAUGAACGACGAUUGGCAGCUUGA
This is a messenger RNA of Synchytrium microbalum, 786 nucleotides long. RefSeq lists its product as uncharacterized. The transcript is spliced from 8 exons. NCBI's taxonomy places the organism in Eukaryota, Fungi, Chytridiomycota, Chytridiomycetes, Synchytriales, Synchytriaceae. Gene Ontology annotation, cellular component: plasma membrane; actin cytoskeleton. Gene Ontology annotation, biological process: actin filament bundle assembly. The record is from RefSeq and is a predicted model, not a curated record. Gene Ontology annotation, molecular function: actin filament binding. The coding region runs from base 1 to 786 and encodes 261 amino acids.